Molecule: messenger RNA, 558 nt
Organism: Culicoides brevitarsis
Lineage: Eukaryota; Metazoa; Arthropoda; Insecta; Diptera; Ceratopogonidae
Product: zinc finger protein 135-like
Exons: 1
Coding region: 1-558 (185 amino acids)
Source: RefSeq, a predicted model, not a curated record
AUGAAACGACACAUCCGGAAUGUCCACGAGAAAGAUUUACAAUACAAAUGCGAUAUUUGCAGUAAGGGCUUUCGAAAUAUCACCGGGUUACGAAUUCAUUUGGCUCAGAAACACUUGGAACAAAAACUUUACUUUUGCUCAAUUUGUGAUAAAAAUUACGAAACAAAAGUUGGACUUAAUCACCAUAUUGACACUUUUCAUGGAGCAAAACCGAAGUUUGAAUGCAACUUGUGCGGAAAAAAGUUCGCUUCUCGUAAUUAUUAUUUUAAGCAUAUGGAAACUCACAAAACGAAGCCGAUUUCUUGCACUGUAGCCACUUGCCGACGAAUGUUUCCAACCGAAACCCUGAUGAAAAAACAUGCAAAAGUUCACGAAAAGAAAAAAGUUGCUUUCAAUUGUGAAAAAUGUGAAAAAUCUUACACGACAAAACAAAUGUUGAAUCGACAUGUCGCAAGCGUGCAUCUUGGAACCAAAUACCAGUGUCAGCAAUGUAGUGCAAAGUGGACUUGGGAGAACGAUUUGUUCAAACACAUUCAACAGAAACAUCGUAAGGCUUAA